AUGUUCGUGUAAAYCCCGUCCAAACGGAAGCCGAACCCCUGUCCGUUCCCUGGAGCUUUGGGUCCGUCUAUUUAUACCCGGUCAGAGCCGCCCCCCAGCUGCGAGCCUGACCACAUUAGGAGCGGCUGAGAGCGGCGGAGGAUCAGAGCGGCACCGCCGGGGCGGAGGGACACAUGGAGCUCUCUCGAUGAGAAAAGUCUCUGAGGAGCAGAAUCAACACAGACGAAGAGGUCUGAUGGAAUCUGAUUUCCUGUGUUUUGGCGUCACCGUUAAGCGGAGGACAGACUCUCCUUCCUCACACACCCUGCAGGUGAAAACUUAAAUCCUUCGGGGYCUGGGGGUGGGGGGGACAUGGAGGCGACGGAGAACCCGGUCCUUGAGCCCAGGGCGGAGAGGAUCGCCCGCUACAAAGCCGAGAGGCGGCGAGAACUGGCCGAACGCUACYGCGUGACAGAGGAGCUUCCCUCCAAAUGUGAGAGGAGGGACGGGCGAGAGCUGACCCAAACCCCAAGAAGUGGGCUGGACUCGGACGGCCUCGGCGAAAGGGCAAACGGCAGAACACAAGAGGUUCUAAAUGGAGUCGRGGAGGAUGUUCCUGCAGAGAACAACUCCCUGAGAGGCCAGGGUUUCCAGGACUCUGCCAACAGUCUUGGACCCAACGCCCCGCAGCUCCACACCGGCGUGUCGGUGGGUCAGUUACGAAGRGCCCUCCUGCAGCAGACGGAGAGCGGAGAGGAGCCGGAGAAAGUCCUGGAGGCCGGGUGGUCCACGUCCUCUCUGGACCUGGCCGUGAAGCCGGGUUCUGAGGGGGGCCGGCGGCGCGCUCGGCGUUACCUUCCUGGAGGGACGAGCGGCGGACGCAAGUCCGGCGAGCGCUUCAGAACUCAGCCGAUCACGGCCAACGAGGUGGAGGAGAGCAGGCUGAUGGACGGAGAAGAAGAGGAGAAUAAGAAAGCGGAUGUGAAAACAGACGACAGAGCCAAGAUGAGCGUGGCGGCCAAGAUGUCUUUGUUCAAAGAGCUGGAGAAGUCUGCUGCCCCUGAGGUCCCGGCCCAGUUGAACCCUCGCUCGACUGGUUCUGUUCAUGAACGCCGGAUGCGCCGCAGCAACGACCAUCGCUUCCUCACUCAGCCAAUCACCUGUGAGGAGAAGGUGGCCYUCAGGGCGCCGACAUCGGAGGAGCUUCAGUCUGCUCACGUGGAGUCAGAGGAGGACGGAGAUGAGAGCUGCAAGAUGAGCAUGAGGGAGAAGCUGGACCUCUUCAAUAAACUGUCCCUCCCCGGGAGGCAAGGGGCCGGACRCCCUGCUGGUCCCUCUGCUGGACCCCCAGAGAGGCGAAGGCAGAAGGGGUCCCGGUACCGGACGCAGCCCAUCACAGUGGAGGAGGUCAGCCUGCUCCAGAAAGACCCGYUCCAGCUCCUGGCCUUCAGUCUGGCUCCUCACCUGUCCAACACACAGCAGGUCUCACCCACUAACCUCAAACCCAGCCAGGUGCGUCUCUCACAGCCGAAAUCCGACGCCGCCGAACCCGGUCCGGUCCGCCGGGGCUCCGAGCCCGGUCUGAAGGGGAUCCUGAAGAAGAGCCACCCUGCGGGCUCCGAGUGGAGAGGGGCAGGCAGCGGUCCGGAGGGAGGAGAAGCGGGGACGUCCGGGGCGACCGAAGGAGCCGGAGGGUCUCAGAAGARGGAGGGAAGCGAGGCGAGCGCCGCUCCGUGGAGGCAGAGGGCUCGAGACGGGAGGGAGACCGGCGCCCGGAKCACCACAAGGACCUCACCAGAACCAGACCCUCCGCAGGAGGGGAGGCGACGUCGGACCAGACGACAGGAAGGAGACGGUUUUAUCCGUGAUUCAACCGACAGAGUCCGGGACGACGACGAGCAAGAGAGCGAGAGGAAGGUCGAUGAAAAACACAAAACCAGAAACAAUGAGGUCAUCCCAGAAAGUUUCAGUCAGAAAGUACAAGGAAGGACAGAUUCAUGUGAACCUAAUGAAGAAUCAGAAAACUCUCUCCUGGACAGCGUGGGCCCUCAGUGCUGGGAGCCCGUCUUUGCCUCUGUGUAUUCUGUCAGUAUGCCCCAAUAUAUCUUGUGUUUCAACCAGACCAACCUGUCGUUUGAGGCUCAGGAAGUCACCUCCCCGAGGAAGAACCUGAUCAGACCUCAGUGGAGACAGAAAGCUAAAGAUGAGCUUGAGCUGGACGGAUCUGAGGAGAGGAGAUCUCCUGAAUCAAAUGGCYAUAUCUCCCCGAAGAAGACAUGUGACGGCGAAGCUUCGGCCUGCGAACAGGAAGCUCAACGAUCUGAGGCGACGCUGGCAGACGACUCCAACGCAGACGGAGGUCUCUGCGGCGAGCAGCCCCCUCCUCCRGCCUGCGCCCCCGCUCCCUGCAGCCGCGGCGCCGCCUCAGAGGGAGAACAGGACCUGGGAGUCCUGUGUCAGAACAGCACGCCCAUACUCAGCUCAGCUGUGGCAGAACACAGGCGAUCGGUUCGCCCGUCCCGCCGGACUCAGGGCUCCAGAAACCCCCUGAGGGCUCUGGCAGCCAGAGAGGACAUCCUGCAGGACUACAUGGGGGACGGAGUCAGCACAGCUGCCGAGGAGAGGAGCCAGGAAGAGAGAAAGUGUAAGAACUCCUCCUCCUCACCAGAUUCACACCCUGUCCCGUCACGUGACGUCCUGUCCUCUUCAGACCCAGCAGAGUCCUGUCCCCCCUUCAGCAGCCUGAUGCUGAUUCUCAUCAAAGGUCGGCGGCGGGUCCAGGCGCGUCUGGUCGAGCCGUCGGCGCGGUCAUUGAACAGKGACGACUGUUUCCUGCUGGUCACCUCGGAGCACUGCAUCCUGUGGAGCGGAGAGUUCGCCAAUGAGCAGGAGAGGGCCAUGGCCGCUGAGCUGGCGUCCCUCAUCCAGACUCAGAAAGAUCUGGGCUGUUCGGCCCUCGAGGUGGUCCGCCUGGAGGAGGGGCUGAACUCUGACGGCGAUGCGGCCGAAGACUUCUGGAGUCUUCUGGGAGGAAGGAAGCCGUACCGAGGUGCCGGCGCUCCAGAGGAGGACGAGACUUUUGAAGUCGGGGUGGAGGAGUCUAACUGUGUGUACAGGCUGCUGGAGGACCGGCUGGUUCCUGACGAACAGGUCUGGGCCUCGGCUCCCAGCACCGGCCUGCUGCGCCCCACCGAGGUUCUGGUGUUCGACUUCGGCAGCGAGGUGUACCUGUGGCACGGCCGGGACGUCCCCCCCGACAGGAGGAGCAUGGGGCUUCAGCUGACUCAGCAGCUGUGGGCUGGAGCGUACGACUACAGCAACUGUCGAGUCAAUCCGCUCAACCCCACUCAGAGCAACCCCGGCGUUCAGCUGAGAGGUGAGGGCCGGCCCAGCUGGGCUCUGCUCGGCAUCGUCUCAGAGUCCAACGAGACCAUCCUGUUCAGGAAGAAGUUCCGGGACUGGACCUGCAGGAACGGAGCCCCUGAAGAAGUGGUUUCAGAAAAGGAUCAGAUGCUGCCUGAGCCUCCAUCCUUGGACCUCCUGAGUCCCUGCGACGCUAAAGCUUUAGCCUCAGGAGAGUCGCUGCAGACAGAGAGUCCGUUGGGUUCUGUGCCGGCGGAGGUCGACGUCCGGAGAGGUGGAGGCGGCGCCACGUUGGAGAGCGGGCGCCGGGUGGAGCUGAGGACGGUUUCUGUGGAAACGUUUCACGUCCAGGAGUUUGACGACUGCGAAGUGCCUGUGGAGAGCUCCGGACAGCUUUACGAGGGCGACUCCUACGUGAUCCGCUGGACCUACAGCAGCGGCACCGUCGAAAACGAUGAGUGUGGCAGCAUUCCUGGGUGGAAGGAGAACACGGUGGUGUUUCUGUGGCGAGGCCGGCGCUCCCAGGUCAGCGGGCGGGACUCAGCCUCUUUCCUCUCCAUCGGGACGAACCAUGGUGAAGUCUCACAGGUGGUCGUGCCUCAGGGUAAAGAACCUCCGUGUUUCCUGCAGCUCUUCCAGGGCAGCCUGGUCAUACACAGGGGGAGGCGAGAGGACGCCCCCACCUGCUCAGACUGGCGUCUGUUCUGUGUGCGAGGAGAGCUGCCUGAGGAGGCUCUGCUGCUGGAGGUGGACUGCCUCUGUGAGAGCCUGAGGUCCAGGGGCUCUGUAGUCCUGCUGAACAGCCAGCAGGGGGCGCUGUACCUCUGGACUGGCUGUAAAGCUCCCAGCAGCACCAGAGAAGUGGGCAAGCGGGCGGUGCAGCGUCUGACCCAGAUGUGUCCACCGGAGCUGGGCCUCAGUAAAACCAGUCCAGUGGAGACUCAUGCAGUAGAUGAGGGUUCAGAACCUGCAGAGUUCUGGGCAGCACUGGGCCAGAUGGACCGGAAGGCCUAUGACUGCAUGCUGCAAGAUCCAGGUAAAUAUAACUUCACCCCUCGCCUUUUCCACCUGAGAGCUUCCUCGGGUAAAUUUCAGGCCACAGAGCUGCAGAGUCCGACCCGCCUGCCGGGCCUCGUGAUGGCGAUGCCCUUCGUCCAGGAGACUCUGUACUCCGAACCAGAGCCGACUUUGUUCCUGCUCGACAACCGGUUAGAGGUGUACCUGUGGCAGCGAGGUCAGCCGGAUCAAAGCCAGACCUCCGCUUCAGCCUGGAGCCUCUGGUGUAACGAGAGACGGUGCGCCAUGCAGACGGCGCUGCAGUACUGCAAAGAAAUAAACCCGAGGCGGCCCCCGCAGGCCUACUUCAUCCUGGAGGGAUCAGAACCUUUGACCUUCACUAAUGUUUUCCCUCGAUGGGAGAGGAAGCUCACACCUCCCACACAGAGCGGUUCAGGACAAGUGAAGCUGUUGUUGGUGCAAGACGCACUGUCCCGGCUCAUGAAGACUCAGUACCCUCUGGAGGACCUGCUGCGGAGCCCCUUACCUGAAGGAGUGYACCCCCAGCACCUGGAGGUCUACCUGUCUGACCAAGACUUCCAGACUAUUUUAGAAAUGAAGAGAGAUGAAUACGCCUCGCUCCCGAGCUGCAAACAAAUGGAUCUGAAGAAAAGCAAAGGGUUGUUUUGUUAAGAAUCCAGAUGAAGUGGGAUUCAAAAACUGGGACUUGACUGAGGAAGGCAGGCAGGCGACGCAGGGACAGCGCCAUGUUGCAACAGACUGCUCACACUUUUAAUGAAAACAGYAYWAAAAAKAAWCACUUWAUUUAUGUCAAAGUYGUGUGUGYACUUAACUGGAUUUGACUGUAGCCAUGGAUUGUUCGCUUCCUAUGAUGACAAAACUGUACAUCGGUAAUAAAACUGUUUAAUAAAAAUGAGUAAACAUGUUUAGAA
Austrofundulus limnaeus is the source of this 5291-nucleotide messenger RNA. It is a transcript of the gene svilc, whose product is annotated as supervillin c. Lineage: Eukaryota; Metazoa; Chordata; Actinopteri; Cyprinodontiformes; Rivulidae. Gene Ontology annotation, molecular function: phosphatidylinositol-4,5-bisphosphate binding; actin filament binding. Gene Ontology annotation, biological process: cytoskeleton organization; barbed-end actin filament capping; actin filament severing. The record is from RefSeq and is a predicted model, not a curated record. The coding region runs from base 352 to 5031 and encodes 1559 amino acids. The transcript has 33 exons. Gene Ontology annotation, cellular component: cytoplasm; actin cytoskeleton.